Penicillium canescens is the source of this 912-nucleotide messenger RNA. RefSeq names its product putative oxidoreductase, short-chain dehydrogenase/reductase family. Lineage: Eukaryota; Fungi; Ascomycota; Eurotiomycetes; Eurotiales; Aspergillaceae. The coding region runs from base 1 to 912 and encodes 303 amino acids. The transcript is spliced from 6 exons. The record is from RefSeq and is a predicted model, not a curated record.
AUGUACUCACCCCAUCCUCAUCAAUAUCCACACAACCACCUAACACCAACACCAACACCUAAUAAUUCUCCUAGCAGGCCUCGAAAAAGGGGAUUUAGCCGCAACAACAGCCGACGCCCUCCCCUACGGCGGCGCAGGAACAAUCAUAUUCACAGGCCAAUCCCAGCGAAAACUCCAACCAUCCGUGAUGCAGCGAAUACUAUUAAGAAGAUGGGCAUGUCUAUCGACGGCUUCGUUGGGUUUCCGACGGUUAUGGCUGUGCCCUGGGAGCUAACAGAAGAUGGAAAUGAAUCCCAUUUUCAGCAGAACUACCUCGCCUAUUUCCUUUUAAUUCGACUGUUGUUAGAUUGUAUGUCGCCGGCUUCUAGGGUUGUUCUUGUUACGGCGAGUUUGCGGACAGAGGCGUCUGCGCUGAUGUGGAAGGAUGUAGGGUUUGCUGGUGGUGAGACAUAUCAUUGUCUCGACGGAUAUGCACAAUCUAUGCUGGCGAAUAUCCAGUUCGUCAAGUCUCUUGCGAAAAUAGGCAAGGAUCGAUCCAUAUCUGCGUUUUCUGCAAACCCAGGAAAUUCUAAUCUCUCAAUACACACGAAAACCAACAUCCAGACAUACGUCGUAUGGGAGGAGAUAUCCUCCUGGUUGCAACUGCGCAAAGGACCAAUCUCACCACAGAUCAUUAUCACAGCUGGCGAAGACCUUCCAAUCCUAUUGCAACAAGCGCCGAAAUCUCUCGCUCAGGGUAGUGCCACUGUAUUGCGUGGAUUGCUAGACCCAGCCUUGGAAGAAUCAUCUGGCGCCUUUUUAGAUCAUUGCCAAGCCGUCACUUUACCGUAUCUUGACUUUCCGGCGGGCGAGGAAAGUGCAGAGGCGUUAUGGCGCCGUAGCCAAGAGUUGGUCGAGGCGUUUCUUGGCUAA